Messenger RNA from Prosopis cineraria, 1916 nucleotides. Its product is annotated as probable protein phosphatase 2C 21. Gene Ontology annotation, biological process: protein dephosphorylation. Lineage: Eukaryota; Viridiplantae; Streptophyta; Magnoliopsida; Fabales; Fabaceae. The transcript is spliced from 10 exons. The record is from RefSeq and is a predicted model, not a curated record. Bases 389 to 1342 code for a protein of 317 amino acids. Gene Ontology annotation, molecular function: protein serine/threonine phosphatase activity; cation binding.
UCUUCCUAGAACCCUAGAACUCUUAAUUGUGCUUUGUGAAAACUUUCUUUAUUUUGUACAUGGUGAUUUCAAUCGUUGGCGUUUUGAAGUUCAUUUUUCUUUUCUUUUUUUUUCUUUUUUAUGGAUUGGAUGCGGGAAUUGCUUUUCUGACAUUUAUAUUGCAUCUCCAAUGCCUCUUCGUCUCCUUUGUUUUCUUUUGUGGACAUAUCUUUUUUGAGAUUCUGAUGCUUCGGAUAUCUUGUUUACAGGAUUGCUUGGUACGAUUUGAAUAAGUGAUGAUCGGCAAUUAAUUAAAGAUGGGCAUAUACCUCAGCGCCCCGAAAACAGAGAAGGCCUCUGAUGAUGGUGAGAAUGACAGUCUUCGCUACGGGUUGUCUUCCAUGCAGGGAUGGCGUGCUACCAUGGAAGAUGCUGUAAAGCUGUUGCUAAAUUUUGUGCCAAAUAUCUGCACCGACAGGUUCUUAAGAAUGAAGCUUAUGUAGCUGGAGAUGUAGGCACAUCUUUGCGGAAAACUUUUCUCAGAAUGGAUGAGAUGAUGCGUGGACAAAGAGGGUGGAGAGAAUUGGCAGUCUUGGGAGAUAAUAUAGAAAAGUUAUCUGGCAUGCUGGAGGGCUUUAUAUGGUCUCCCAGAGGAGGUGAAGGCAAUGACCAUUCUGAUGAUUGGGUUCAUGAGGAGGGGCCACAUUCUGAUUUUACUGGACCAAACUCUGGAUGCACAGCUUGUGUGGCAGUCAUUCGAGGCAACCGACUUGUGGUUGCAAAUGCUGGUGAUUCUCGCUGUGUAAUAUCAAGGAAGGGCCAGGCACAUAAUUUAUCUAAAGACCACAAGCCUGACCUUGAAGUUGAGAGAGAGAGAAUUCUAAAAGCUGGUGGUUUCAUACAAGUUGGGCGAGUUAAUGGAAGUCUAAAUUUGGCCAGAGCAAUUGGAGACAUGGAAUUCAAGCAAAACAAGUUUUUACCUGCUGAAAAGCAGAUCGUGACCGCUGAUCCAGACAUAACUUCUGUUGAACUUUGCGAUGAUGAUGAAUUUCUGGUAAUAGCUUGUGACGGGAUAUGGGAUUGCAUGUCUAGCCAACAGCUUGUGGAUUUUAUACAUUCACAGUUGAAGACGGAGGAAAAACUCUCGGCAGUUUGCGAGAAAGUAUUUGAUCGGUGCUUAUCACCCACAGCCGGCGGCGAGGGAUGUGACAACAUGACCAUGAUCUUGGUUCAGUUCAAAAGGCCUUCAAGUCCUGAUGAUUCCAUUGUGGACAAGUCUCCAUCAUCAGCUCAACCAUCCAAGGAUGAUGAGAGUUCAAAUCACCCAUCUAAUGGCGAAAGAAGUUUAGACCAACCAGUCUAGUUUCAAACUUCCAAGGCUGGUAAAAGUUUAUCAGAAUCAAAGCGAGAAAGAAUUUUAGGCCCAAGUGAGGCCAGAUGGUCUGCAAUUUGUUGAAGCAACCGAGAGAAGGAAGAAGAGUGAUUUUCAAUCCAGAAAUGAAAUCAUGAUGUUGUUUCUCAAAAGCGAAUUGUAUGUUUUAAUUCUUCUGUUUAUUAUUGGCUUUUGUACAUAGGCUUUGAUGUUUAGAAUACCGAAUGGCAAAAAAAGAGGGGGGAGGGUGUUUGGGGUUGUUGAGCAGGCCUGACAGGGAGCAGUUUCAAGGAUGAUUGAAGUUAUCUUUAGGAAAUUCAAUCACUUGAGGGGCUUUAAUUCUGUGUCUUUUCCCCUUCAAAUGAAUACGUAAAAGUAAGGCCUGGAGCCAUAAGAUGUUGGUCUAAGCCAUGGAGGUGAACUUGGCAAAGGAUUAUGAUGUUUUCUGCAUUCACUUUCUUUGUGAACUUAAAACAUCAUGUACGCUAUUGAUUGCAUUUGUGUCAACCACAUGUUCAUUUGAUGUCCUAAUUUUAUAUGAUAAUGAUAAUGAAACUUCUAGCUA